This is a messenger RNA of Fusarium coffeatum, 492 nucleotides long. RefSeq lists its product as uncharacterized. The record is from RefSeq and is a predicted model, not a curated record. The transcript has a single exon. NCBI's taxonomy places the organism in Eukaryota, Fungi, Ascomycota, Sordariomycetes, Hypocreales, Nectriaceae. The coding region runs from base 1 to 492 and encodes 163 amino acids.
AUGGACCCCUCAGACAACGACGUCGAAGCUGUCGACGAAGCCCUUAUGGCUCAGAUGGGCUUCUCAUCCUUCGGCGCUGCUUCACCACCCUCAAAGCGUCGUAGAUACAACCCAAACGCAGAUGCAGCACUGCCAUCAAAGUCUUCUGCAACCGGCGCAAACUCCACAGCCUUGGGUACCCCCUCUAACACGGAUGAGAUUGCCCUUGAUGACGAGGACGACUCAAAGGAUGAUGCAUCUGAACAAAAAGCCCCCGCGCAAGUGCGCCCAGCUGGUCUGCCUCAACGGCCUGCACCAGCGCUGAUACCACGCCAGGGCCAAGAUUCGGUCGCCCAUGAGCGCAGGGAUACUUGGUAUAUUGGAUACUACGAUCACCUAUCUAACGAGAAUCCAUGGGAGAGAAUCGAGAAAGCCCGCGGUUUGACGACACAGGGAACGUGGAUCGUCCGGAAGAACGACAACGUUGUGGCGACAACAGAUGCGGCGGCUUGA